Molecule: messenger RNA, 1590 nt
Organism: Aspergillus eucalypticola CBS 122712
Lineage: Eukaryota; Fungi; Ascomycota; Eurotiomycetes; Eurotiales; Aspergillaceae
Exons: 3
Coding region: 1-1590 (529 amino acids)
Source: RefSeq, a predicted model, not a curated record
AUGGCCUCGAACGGCGAGAGCUCAUCCAUCGCUCAGCUCUGGCAAGAUGCUAUCGCAGAAUACGAGAAAGCGACGGGCAAAAGUCUUUGCCUGGGCCAGUUCAAAAGCAUGGAUGAGGUGAUGGCUGGAACGGAGGGCCUGUCGAACAAGUUUAGCAAUUUUCGUUCGGACAAAUCCAAAGUAGGCAAGAUGAGGACGGCGUUCAAGAACAAUAUGUGGUUGAUUCAGGGAAUCGUCAACACCAUACAAAAUGUCGGCAAUGCUGCAUCGAUUUUCCCCCCAGCUAUGCCAGCUAGUUUGAUUUUCUCGGCAUUUGGGCAGGUGAUGGAGUCCUUUUCCACAGUGUCGGCCGACUAUGACACUAUCAUGGGAUUUUUUGAAUUUACCCAUCGAUUCUUCGAUCGUUUGUCGAUUAUCGAUCAGAAGAUGCCGGAAUUGCCUCCCUUUCAGAGAUGCGUGAGCCGCGUUUUCUCCAGUAUACUUAGGAUUUGCGCUAUUGCGCAGAGAUAUACUAAGGAAAAACGAUUCAGUAAGUUAUUGUCUUAUAUGCGGUUUAGUACCGAUGGUGAACUAGCCGCCGCAAGCGAGGAAUUAGAGACGGCCAUCAACGAGAUGAAUCAAGCCGUUGGGUUGUCGACACUGAAAACCGUUGAGGUGAUGAACACAGUCGUUGAAAGGAUGAACGGUAACCUCGAGUUCCUCGUGUCGAAUGCCAACCUUAUCGACGAAAGAACUGCGGCGAUCCAAUCAAACACAGAUGCCAUCCGCCAGCAGAACCAGGAAAUCGCAUCCAAACAAGACGACAUGACAGACACGCAGCGGGAGAUGAUGGCCCAAUUAUCCGAGCAGUCCAAGCUGCUCAACCAAGCCGUGGGAUUCUUUGGAUCGCUUCAGAUCGGUGAUAGCUUCGGCAAGGAAUUCCAGACGAGUCUGCUGAAAGUUGAUGUAAUCAAGCUGCGUCUCACUCGAUGGGGGAAGUCCGUUGGAUUAGCCAACUUGGACGACAUGGGUUCUGCUAGUGGAAUCAAGCUCGCACCUGAGGAUAUUCCGAAGGUGCAAGAUCUCCUGAACGAAAUCCUAGAGCUCAUUGCGGACGCGGAUAAGCUUUCGGGCCGCUUCAAGAAGAAGAAUCCUACGGCUCUCACCAUGGAUCCUGAUACGCAUCUGGACGGUACCUCUGCCUCACUCCACCAGCAGAUGGACUUACUCGCCAAGGGUCGACAGGGUAACUCAGUGUCUAACCCGGAUGAUGCUCUGGUUAUUUACCAGAUGAAGGAUUUCUCGCGAUUGAUCGAAGACACCAAUAGUUUGGUCGACAACUUGAUCGAAUUGUUCCCAGCAGUGAAGGAUGAGCAGCGCAAGAUUUGCGAGGAUGAGGUCUCGCAGUUGAAGAAGGUCGAGGAUGGUCUGCCGCUGUUGAAGGAUGUUGCUGCUGGGCAGGAUGAUCUUCUGAGUGAUACUGUUGUGAAGGUCAUUCAGUCUACGAAUACCUACAACAAUAGUGUUGUUUUCUCGGGGGAAAACUUCGGUUUCCAAAUUGGGAGUAAUGCUGGCAGAAUUAACAAUGUGCGAUUCAACCAGUACCACUAG